Ascochyta rabiei is the source of this 1095-nucleotide messenger RNA. RefSeq lists its product as uncharacterized. The coding region runs from base 1 to 1095 and encodes 364 amino acids. The transcript has 3 exons. NCBI's taxonomy places the organism in Eukaryota, Fungi, Ascomycota, Dothideomycetes, Pleosporales, Didymellaceae. The record is from RefSeq and is a predicted model, not a curated record.
AUGGAUUUCCAAUCUAGCCAAUAUCCUUCCUCCUUUGCUGGGUUCUCCACCUCUGCCGCCCACCUUAGCCAGACUACGACACAUUCCCCGCAGAACUCUUCGUUCUCUCAGUACACGGAUCCACAAGCUCGGUUCGCGCAAUCAAACAACGCGUUUCCCUAUGGCGGCCUUCCCAAUGGCAGCCAAGGCGCCUCGUUCCCUAACAGUAUGCAGAGUGGCGCCAUGAUGCAGCCUGGAGCUGCCAUGUCGCAGAGCCAACUUCACCACGCACGAGCAGCACAGUUGCAGCAGCAACAGCAGCAACAGCAGCAGCAGCAGCAGCAGCAGCAGCAGCAGCAGCAUAAUCCCUACUCGAACGCGCCCUUCUCGCAGACACUACCAUCGCCCGCCCACCAGCAGUUCGCCCAGAACCGCCAGACCGCUUCGCCGGCCCUGAGUAACCAAGGCCAGCCGUAUGCCACGCCUCUACCGCAGCAGUCGCCCACCACUCUACCGUCGUCCAACAGUCAGCAGCAGCCCAUGAACCUCAACCUCCCCUCACAAAUCAAGGGCGAGCCUGCGCAGGCGCAGACCCCCAUCAAAACAGUACCACAGUCCCCUGUGUCGCCUGUCACGCCAGCGCGUGCCCAUGAGCGCGUCGCCGUCUUGCUUGAGAUCAACAGUCUGCUCAUCAAUGAGGCUACCACGCUUCAGACUCAAGGCAAGGGAGGCCAAAUAGGCGCCACCGAGGAGGGCAAGCCCCAGCCAUCCAAAGAGUACAUUGACUACAUUCGCCGCCUGCAGGCUAACCUCUCUUUUCUCGCUCAGAACGCCGAGAAGAUCCCCAAGCCGGGACAGCCUGUCCAACCAGGGCCUGCAAUCAUGUCGGCGCCCGCGACUCACGAAGAGCUGAGCAAGCUUUACAUCAAGCUGCAAGGUCUUUUCCCCGGGUGGAAGGGCGGUCAACCUCCAGCAAGGCAAUCUCCUGGAGGGCCACAGCGAAUGAACUCAAACGCAUCGCAACCGCCCAACAGCGCCGGCCUGCAGCAGAAUUGGGGUCAAAACUCUAUGCAGAUGCAACACGGUCAACAGCCCAAAAUGGAGCCGCAGCAGUAA